AUGUUGGACGCAUUCGAAAUCAUUACGACCUCCGGCGUCGUGCUGUGGUCGAGGUCCUACGCCCCGGUCGGCUCCCACAUCGUUAACAGCCUGAUCAACGAGGUUUUCAUCGAAGAAAAAGUUGCCCCCGCCGACGGCGCUUCGACCGCAUUCAAGAAAGAGAAAUAUACCCUCAAAUGGAGGCGGGCAAAGGAGUUUGGGCUCAUUUUUGUGGCGGUUUAUCAGUCGCUUCUUCAUCUCAGUUGGAUAGACAAGUUGCUCGACAAUAUCGCCACCAUCUUUGUCGGCGUCUACAAGGAUCAACUACAGAGUAACAGAGCAAGGAUAGCCGAAUAUCCGUUUGACAGAUAUUUCGAUCAGCAAAUCCAAGAGUUGGAAAGCACCGCGGCGCCGGUCAUUGACGAACACGCGGGUGCACACUAUGACGAGAAGAAGAACGCUCUUGUUUCAUCGGAUAAUGGAGGCCCGCCUCCUCCUCCGGUGCCUUCACUUUUAAAAGCGCAGCAACCCGCUGCGCAGUUGGUGGCGACCUCCAACGAGAGUUCGCCAGCCGUCACACCUUCUUCAUCCCGACCUUCGACUCCUCUUGCGAAUCAUAUCCUUACAGCAAAGAAUGGCCCAGCUGGUCGUGUCUCGCGCCGAGCCCGAAAAGCCGCCAACACCAGCUCGAACGCCUCCUCCGGAGACGAAAGCCUGCGAAAGGGAAAACCCACCAAGGAAAAGAAAGGACGCAAGUGGGACGCAGACGGAUUUGCAGAUGAAGAUGAUGGUGUGAACCUGGACUACUCAGCGGCUGCCACGGGCGAAACCGCCGCCGCCCCGACAGUAGAAGCUGUAGCCCAGGAGACUUGGGGUCGCAAGACUGCCAAGGGACAGUUUGUUUUGAAAGACCUCGGCGACGAAGUGCAUUCGAUUUUGGAUAAUGCGGAUGCCGAGAAGGAAAAAUCAAACACGUCAAGCGGCGUUGUAGGAUCUAGCUUCAAUGCUAUCGGUGGUCUUUUCCGCAACAUCGUGGGUGGGAAAACCCUCAGCGAGACAGACUUGGAGAAGCCCUUGAAGGCUAUGGAAGAUCAUCUCAUGAAGAAAAACGUUGCUCCAGAAGCUGCCCGACGGCUGUGCGACGGAGUAAAACAGGAACUUGUUGGAAAGAAGACUGGCAACUUCCAAAGUGUCGAUGCUGCCUUGCGAACUGCCACGGAGUCGUCAUUGCGCAAAAUCCUGACACCCACGUCGUCUCUGGAUUUGCUGCACGAAAUCCAGGCUGUGACUGCCCCUACCACCAAGAACCAGACUCCGCGUCCUUAUGUCAUCUCCAUUGUUGGCGUCAACGGUGUUGGAAAGUCGACAAAUUUGAGCAAGAUUUGCUUCUUCCUUUUGCAGAACAACUACCGCGUCUUGAUCGCAGCCUGCGACACCUUCCGAUCUGGCGCUGUCGAACAGCUCCGCGUGCAUGCCCGAAACCUGCAGGAGCUGAGUUCUCGAGAAAAUGUUGGCGAAGUAGAGUUGUACGAGAAAGGCUACGGCAAGGACGCAGCCAACGUGGCCAAAGAUGCUGUUGCGUACGGUGCCGCCAAUCAGUUUGACGUGGUUUUGAUCGAUACUGCUGGCCGCCGCCAUAACGACCAGCGCCUGAUGUCGUCGUUGGAAAAGUUCGCCAAGUUUGCUGUUCCGGAUAAGAUCUUCAUGGUCGGUGAGGCUCUCGUCGGCACGGACAGUGUGAUGCAGGCUCGGAAUUUCAACCAAGCGUUUGGAGCAGGGCGCAAUCUGGAUGGAUUUAUCAUUAGCAAAUGCGACACCGUGGGCGAUAUGGUCGGAACGCUCGUUAGCAUGGUCCAUGCGACUGGUAUUCCUAUCGUAUUCCUUGGAGUUGGGCAGCAUUAUGGUGACUUGCGUGGUCUCAGCGUUCCAUGGGCUGUAGGUCUAUUGAUGAAAUGA
Messenger RNA from Talaromyces rugulosus, 1935 nucleotides. RefSeq lists its product as uncharacterized. NCBI's taxonomy places the organism in Eukaryota, Fungi, Ascomycota, Eurotiomycetes, Eurotiales, Trichocomaceae. The coding region runs from base 1 to 1935 and encodes 644 amino acids. The transcript is spliced from 3 exons. Gene Ontology annotation, molecular function: signal recognition particle binding; ATP hydrolysis activity; GTP binding. Gene Ontology annotation, cellular component: signal recognition particle receptor complex; endoplasmic reticulum membrane. Gene Ontology annotation, biological process: SRP-dependent cotranslational protein targeting to membrane. The record is from RefSeq and is a predicted model, not a curated record.